This is a messenger RNA of Mangifera indica (mango), 1517 nucleotides long. RefSeq names its product FAM10 family protein At4g22670. The transcript has 11 exons. The record is from RefSeq and is a predicted model, not a curated record. The coding region runs from base 79 to 1203 and encodes 374 amino acids. Lineage: Eukaryota; Viridiplantae; Streptophyta; Magnoliopsida; Sapindales; Anacardiaceae. Gene Ontology annotation, molecular function: Hsp70 protein binding; protein dimerization activity.
CGGAGUACAAAACCUAAGACCCGAGACUGGAGCCUUCUUUACACCUAGACGCUUUACAACAAUCUCUCUGAAAUCACAAUGAUGGACGCAUCAAAAUUAAGAGAACUCGAAUUGUUCAUCGAUCAGUGCAAAUCCAAUCCUUCUCUUCUUCGUGAUCCAUCCCUCUCCUUCUUCCGCGACUACCUCGAAAGUCUUGGAGCGAAGCUACCUUCUGCUUCAUACAAGGAAGACGACUCCAAAUCGAAGAGCUACGUUGUGGAGGAGAGCGAAGAUGAAAUGGAAGAUAAUGAAAGAGCAGAAACGACUGUUGAAGAAGAAGAGGAAGAGGAUGAGAUAAUUGAAUCUGAUAUUGAGCUUGAAGGAGAAACAGUUGAGCCUGACAAUGAUGCUCCACAAAAGAUGGGAGACUCUUCAACUGAGGUUACUGAAGAGAGCCGUUUAGCCUCGCAGGAAGCCAAGGCCAAGGCCAUGGAAGCCAUCUCUGAAGGAAAAUUUGAGGAGGCGAUUGGGCAUCUGACUGACGCUAUUAUGCUCAAUCCGACAUCAGCAAUUAUGUAUGGGACUAGAGCUAGUGUAUACAUCAAAAUGAAGAAGCCUAAUGCUGCCAUCCGGGAUGCUAAUGCAGCUUUAGAGAUUAACCCAGAUUCUGCUAAGGGCUACAAGUCGCGAGGUAUGGCAAGGGCAUUGCUUGGUCAGUGGGAGGAGGCUGCAAAGGAUUUGCACUUGGCAUCAAAGUUAGAUUAUGAUGAAGAAAUAAGUGCUGUACUUAAGAAGGUUGAACCUAAUGCACACAAGAUUGAAGAACAUCGUAGGAAGUAUGACAGAUUGCAGAAAGAGAGGGAGGAAAGAAAGAUUGAGCGUGAAAGACUACGUCGUCGUGCUGCAGCUCAGGCUGCGUAUGAGAAGGCUAAGCAGCAGGAGCACUCUUCCUCGAGUAGAAAACCUGGAGGCAUGCCUGGAGGCUUUCCAGGAGGUAUGCCUGGAGGCUUCCCUGGUAGCAUGCCUGGAGGGGUGCCUGGAAAUGUUGAUUUCAGCAAAAUAUUGAAUGACCCUGAACUGAUGGCAGCUUUUAGUGAUGCAGAAGUCAUGGCUGCUCUUCAAGAUGUAAUGAAGAAUCCUGCUAACCUUGCGAAGCAUCAAGCAAAUCCUAAAGUGGCUCCUAUAAUUGCUAAGAUGAUGGGAAAAUUUGCUGGACCAAAGUAGAUGGAUUUCGUGAACUGAUCACAUUUCUUGAUGGUUCUAAUUGUCUCCAUGUGUCAUCUCCAAAAUUUUUAUAUAGGUCAAAGCAGUCACAUGAUUGUCUUGCUAUGUAUUUGUCUGGGGGGUAAAGGUUAAAGCAUAUUUCACAUGAAAGCUAAAGACUUUUGACUUUUUUCUUGUGUGUCUGGGAUUGAAAUAUCUGAAUUUUUAAGUGAAAAAUGGUAGGGUAAUUAGCUGAGAUUUGUGUUGGAAUUUAAAGAGAUGUGCUUUUUUGUUUUUAUGUUUUUAUUUAUAAGACAAUUUGGAAUUUCUGAUUA